AUGUAUUUUAAAGAAGAAUUAGGAGUGGAUGCAUAUGCACCCAAUUGUGAAAUGCUUUCUGAAAACUUGCUAUUUGCAAUGUAUCAUCAUUCUACGCUUACCAGAAUCCAGGAAAGAACAUUAGAUUCCUUUCAUGAUAAGAAUGGCAAGUGUAGGCUUAUUUUUGCCACUAAUGCUCUUGGAAUGGGAGUAAAUUUCCAAGACAUAAGAUUCAUUGUUCACUAUGGUCCACCGCGAGAAAUGGAGGAACUUGUCCAACAGAUUGGCCGUGCAGGAAGGGAUGGGAAGCCUGCCCAUGCGUUGAUUAUGUACAAUGGUCGUCAUCUUAAGAAUUGUGACCAGUCGGUAAAAGAUAUGUGCAAAGCAACUUCAGGCUGUCUAAGGAAGCGAAUGUUGGCUGAUUUUGGAGUGGAAGACCUACAAAGUCAGGAGAAGCACAAUUGCUGCAUAAACUGUCAUAAAGAAUGUUUGUGCAGUGAUGAUAAAUGCCCAAUUCCCUUCCCUGAAAUCUCCAGAACAAAAACUACAAUUAAAGAAAACCUUAACACAAGAAAGAUUACACUUGAACAGAAACAACUACUGGAAGAAUUGCUAAGGGACAACAUAUCAGUCAUGUCAUCUGGACUUCUCAAUUUUCUUGGUGUGGAUGGCACUGCCCUAUUUUCUGAAAGUUUGAUAAAGAAAGUUUUAAAACAUGCCAAGUUCGUUUUCACAACAGAUUAUAUACUUGAGAAUCUGCCAGUAUUUAAGAGUGAGCAUGCUAUGGACAUAUUAUGCAUGUUUAAUGAUGUGUUUGAAGAUGUCGAUGAAGGAGAACUUGACGCAAACCAGUGUUCUUCAUUUGAUGAAGACUAUAUUUAUAAUGUAGAAAUGUACAUUUGUGAUGAAUUUCUAGAGGAAUCCAGUGAUAGUGACUGUACAAUUUCUGAUACUGAUGAUGAGUUGGUCUGA
Molecule: messenger RNA, 951 nt
Organism: Exaiptasia diaphana
Lineage: Eukaryota; Metazoa; Cnidaria; Anthozoa; Actiniaria; Aiptasiidae
Product: ATP-dependent DNA helicase hus2/rqh1
Exons: 1
Coding region: 1-951 (316 amino acids)
Biological process (GO): telomere maintenance; double-strand break repair via homologous recombination
Cellular component (GO): nucleus; cytoplasm; nucleoplasm
Molecular function (GO): four-way junction helicase activity; 3'-5' DNA helicase activity
Source: RefSeq, a predicted model, not a curated record